Molecule: messenger RNA, 2009 nt
Organism: Gryllus bimaculatus (two-spotted cricket)
Lineage: Eukaryota; Metazoa; Arthropoda; Insecta; Orthoptera; Gryllidae
Source: the annotation of a GenBank genome assembly
AGCUGAAUCCAGAGCAAGUGCGAUGUCUGGAUCCCAACAAAGUGCGAAACAUCAACUUCCAAGAUUUCCUUGACUCUCUAAAACGCAUUCGACACAGUGUCUCUCCGAACAACCUGGCUACAUAUGAAAAGUGGAAUUUGGAAUAUGGAGAUGUCAGUCUGUAGAUUUGGCAGACAUUUCUUUUCCGUUCAUAUUCAUUUUUCUUGUUUUGUUUUGUAUUGUUUUGUUUUGUUUUGUUUUGUUUUGUCUGUGUGAUACUAUUCCUCUUUUUCAAAGUUUUCUUUUAUACUUCACAUUUCCUAUGAAAUAUUUAUCACUUCCUUUUAUUGUUAUAUACCUUCCUUCACAUCACAUCAUAUUAUUUUUGACUUCUCAGUUCUUAUUACAAAAAUCCUUUUUGUUUAAAAUGUUUCCUUCAAUACCCAUGCAGUGUAUGGGAAAUACGUAGCUGCUGCUUCUACAAUAAGGCUGUAUGAAUGUGUCUUUGUUUUGCAGUGUUGAAAAAUUUGAUAAGCUUUUGUGAACAUUCCAAAUGUGUUGAUUGCAAAGUAAUGUAUGCAGAACGAUUCGCAGGAGCAGUAAUAGUAGGAAAGUUGAGAAUUGUUUGCUUCAUACAUUUGAGUUAUGCAGCAGAUUUGCGUACACUUUACAAAUGGGAAUACUUCACUGUGAAAUAAAAAUAAAAGAACACUUUAUUUGUUAAUGGCACUUGUAGCCCAAAAUAAGUUGACCAAGCACUGUUGUUGGUGGGUUAUGUAUUGUUAUGCAGCAGUGAAGAUGUGUCUUGUUUGAAUGAGAGAGCUGGUUAAUACACCACUUCUGUGCAGUGUGAAGAAAUGAAUAAGCUUGCCGCUGGUAUUUAGUGGAAUCACGUCAUUGCGUGAUAGGUACCUGAUCCAGCUUGUGGUGAUUUGCUCGCCAAGAGGCUCCACAGAUAGGGUGUUGCUCAUCGGUCCCUCACUGCCCUGGCCAGCCUUUGCUCGCACCUUGCCCCUGCGCGUGGCCGUCCCACUGUUCAGCAGUUGAACGAAUAAUGUUUGGGUCCAGGAUCGAAUAAAUCUAAGUUUCUGUGUGUUUUAUAAGUGGCAUCUUCUUUGUUCAAAUGCUAACGAUUUUUAUGAAUAAAAAUGUUAUGUGCUGUUUUAUCGACUUUUAUAUAAUUAUUAAUAUUGUGAUCAUAAGGGAGGGAUGCAAGCGGACUUCAAGGCCACGGCUGUGAGGGGAGAAUCUUAUUGGGUGCUUAAUAGAUGGCAUAUGGUUGCCGUUACAUUCCAGCACCCAUUGGUAGCACAUGCCUGCACUGAUUACAGUUGCACAGUGGUUCACCAGGCUUCUCUGCUUUUGUACGCUUGUGCUGCACUGUUUAAUGCACUUGUUUUUUUCUUGCCAUGUGAGGAUGAAUGUGUAUGUAUGAAGAUUUUUGUCUGUUUGAAUGUUUGGGCACCUUGAGCCCAACUAAUAUGAUUUGCAUAAUACUCUUAAAAGAGGGAUGUAUUUGUCUGCAAGGAAGAGGGAAAGAACACUUGAUGUUAAAAUCUCUUAUGAGAAAUUCUCUUGUUACAUGCCCAUGCAAGUUUGUUUUUGUGUAUUUUAACAAUGAAACUAAGCUCAAUCAUAUUUGUUUUUAAGUGUUUUGGCUAAGUACUGCGAGGCAGUGACUUGCCGCAACAUGGCUGUUGAUCCACCUCUUUUUCACCACAUUUAUAGCUGAAUAUUUUUAUGAUAAGUGCAUGUAUCUUGCAUCUCAUUUGGACGGAAUAAAGGCUAAGUGAAUAUUAAUGUUCUUAGUAAUUUCUUUAUAAACUGUAACACUUUUUUUUAUCUUAAAUGCUAGUAUAUCCUGCUUACAACUUUGUAAAGUAAGGAUUAUUUUAAAUGGAAACUGUUUAGGAGUAUAAAAGCUAUUGAUACUUUCCUAUGAAUGUAUUAUUGUUUGAGAUAUUUUCCCUUGCUGUAUUACCCUAAAGAAAAAUAAUAAAAUUCCUUUGGAAAAACAAGGUAAGUUCCUU